UAGGCUUCUCUGUGCGCUCGGGGAGUGUUUCCCAUUUAAAACAAACACAGCUCGCGCGGAAGAUGGCGGAGCGUUCAGAAGUGGCUUAAAGGAAACUGGCGUGUUGGAAGUGGGACACGUUAUUAAAAAAUAAAAAACUCGACCCCUCCGUGUUGGCCUUGCUGAAGUCCUAGAUGCCCUCUGUGACUGGGUCUUUAAUUAGAGUUUCCACAUUGUCACUCAAAGGAUGUGAGGUGGAACGGUGUGGAUGUCAUCAUUCUCCACUGCUGCAAAGGUGCUGAUAUGUGUUGAAGAUGAGCGGACCAGGGGAGAACACUCUGGAGCCAUUAGGCUAUGAUCGGAAACGUAAACUCUCUACUUGUGACACCCCAGGACUAGGGUGUGAUAAGCGUCGGAGAGAACAGGAGUGUAAAUAUAUCGAGGAGCUCGCCGAGCUGAUCUCAGCUAACCUCAGCGACAUCGAUAACUUCAACGUCAAACCGGACAAAUGCGCCAUCCUUAAAGAGACAGUACGCCAGAUACGGCAGAUUAAAGAGCAAGGAAAGGGUUCGUGUGGCGACGACGAUGUCCAAAAGGCAGACGUAUCCUCUACGGGUCAGGGGGUCAUCGACAAGGAUCACCUGGGCCCUCUGCUCUUGCAGGCUUUGGAUGGCUUUUUGUUUGUGGUAAACCGAGAGGGAAACAUUGUGUUUGUGUCCGAUAAUGUGACUCAGUAUCUACAGUACAAGCAGGAGGAGCUGAUCAACACCAGCGUCUAUAACAUCCUGCAUCAGGACGAUCGUGAGGAGCUGCAGAAAAACCUGCCCAAAGCCAGCGGAGCGAAUGGUGUUUCAUGGACUGGAGAUGCCUCUCGUCAGAAAAGCCACACCUUUACCUGCCGGAUGCUGGUGAAGUUCGGCCAUGGAGGCCAUGGAGCAGAGGAUGGAGCAGGAAGGCCACGUUAUGAAACCAUGCAAUGUUUUGCGCUCACCCAGCCUAAAGCUAUGAUGGAAGAGGGUGAAGAUUUGCAGUCUUGUAUGAUCUGUGUGGCGCGAAGAGUGACCGUGUCUGUAGAUCGCAUUGAGAGAUUCAGCACCAGGCACGAGCUUUCAGGUAAGCUGAUCGAAAUCGAGCAACAAAGCUCUUUACACACCACUAUGCGUCCCGGCUGGGAGGAUCUGGUGCGCAGGUGUUUGCAGAUGUUUUUACAUCACAGUGAAGGCCAGGCCUGGUCUUGCAAACGACACUACCAGGAGGCUUGUAUACGUGGUCGAGCAGAGACUCCACUGUACCACUUUUCCCUUUCUGACGGAACUCCGGUAACUGCGCAGACACGCAGCGAGCUCUGCCGAAACCCAAAUACCAAUGAUCCUCACAGCUACCUCUCCACUCAUCUACUGCAGAGGGAGCAGAAUGGUUACAGGCCAAACCAGGGAGGUGUAAUGCGUUCCCAAGGAAUGGGUGGUGCCAACCAUAAUUCCCAAAUGAACAUGACUCCUGGUGGGCAGAUGGGCAUGGGGAAUGCCAGAGGCUAUGGUAUGAAUGACUCGGGGCAUAUGGGACCCAGAGUAGGCCCCAUGUACGGGCCUGGGAACAGAAUGAAUCAGAUGAACUCAAUGCACCAGAUGAAUCCAAUGAGCCAGAUGAACUCUAUGAAUCAAAUGAGCCAGAUGAAUGCAAUGAACCAAAUGAAUCAGAUGAACCCCAUGAAUCAGAUAAACCAGCUUAACCCUAUGAGUCAAAUGAAUCAGAUGGGGCAUCCCGGAAUGAAUCAACAUUCACAGCACUUCCAUAGUGGAGGCUAUGGACUUGGUAUGACGAGUCCUUCCCAUGGUAGCCCAGGUAUGAACCCUUCUCAGCAGAACAUCAUGGGAUCGCCACGAAUACGAGGAAGCCCCAAGAUGGGGGCCAGCCCUUUCUCUCCAGGAGGUAUGCACUCUCCUAUAGGGCCUGUUGGAAUGACUGGCAGUAGUGGCUCCUCUGGUGGCAGCACUUUUUCAAGCAGCUCCCUCAAUGCCCUACAGGCCAUUAGUGAGGGGGUAGGCUCCUCCCUUCACUCUACACUCACCUCCCCUUCUCACAAGUCAGACAGCUCUCCCAGUAUCAACUCAACUCAGCUUGGUCAACCAAACCAACCUGGGGUCAGUAAAGGGCCCAAUGCUGGCGAAACAAAGAGCCCUGUUAGUACCCCUGUCACGGGGACGGACCAGCAACACUCAAAUGCAUCGGAAACCUCAACAGAUAAGCCAGAUAGUCAGUGUAACAAAGAUAGCCAGGCUGGAGUUGAUGUGCAGCGGAAGGGUCCAGAAGGAAAGGGCCAUAAGAAGCUACUCCAGUUGCUGACGUCUCCACCGGAAGAACUUGCCUUAGGAGCAGGAACUGGAGCGCCCCCUCCAGGACGUGCGUCCACUCCAAUCGGUGCAGACUCUAAAGAGGCUGGAGGUUGUAUGACGAGCCCUUCUUCCACCGGUGUAUCAUCAUCAUCAUCUGCUUCAUCAGGAGGCACCACAGUGCAUGGUUCAGGAUGCGUGUCAUCUACGGGCUGCAUGGGUGGCCACCUCACGUCUCAUUCCCUGCAGGAGAAACACAAGAUCCUCCACAAGCUCCUGCAGAACGGCAACACACCGGACGAGGUUGCGCGUAUCACAGCCGAGGCCACGGGGAAGGUCACCUUACCUUCGGAUCACCAGGGCUCCGAGGGUGUAGGGUUGGAGGUCAAGCAAGAGCAACACAGUCCAAAGAAGCCAAAUGCUCUGCUCCACUAUCUUCUGAACAAGGAUGAUACUAAAGAUAAUAGCAUAGAGGGCAAACCAGGACUGGAUGAGCUGGAGGGGCGUGGGAUUGGUUCAGUAGGUGUCACAACCUCGGACUCCAGUAGCCAGGAUAGCAAGGUCAAAAUCGAGCCACCUGAUGAGUUGCAAAGCUUGGAGAGCAUUCUAGGAGGCUUGAAACCGGGUACGGGGAUGUUUGCUGAUUCUGGAAGCACAGAGGGAGAAAAUAAAAAGGGGAAUGGACCCAACAGUGGUCCACAUGACCGUGAGGGGCCAGGGAUGGGUCCUGGGCCUCGAGUGCCCUUCCAGAGAGCAAUAUCUGUGGACAGUAAACUAUUUGGAGGGGCAAGAGGGUCAGGCAGGAAAAGUGGCUCUUCUGUCAUUAAACAGGAAAGCUUGGACAGCCACAUAGGCAUGGGUCCUAACAGACAGAUGGCCAUGAAUCAGAUUCCCCCUAUGAUGGGGCCAGGUGAAUGGAGAAUGCCAGGUCCUGGGGGCAGCCCAAGUGGCUCUAACGGGCACCCCGGUAUGGGUUGUCAAGGCAUGGAUCCAAAUCCCAAGGGAAUGAUGGGAGGACCUAUGGUGAACAGAUCAAACAGUGUACCAACACCUAGAUCCAUGCUACAACAGCAGUUAAUGGAUAUGGGUCAAAAUGACAUGGGGAUGAACACAUUCCGAGGGCAGCCACAUCCUCCUCAGUCUCCAUCGUGGCCAGAGUGUGGUAUGGGCAUGGAGAGACCCUCUAAUGCAAGCAGCAUGCCAUUUGGAAACCCCUUGGAUGAACUGCUUGCUCCUCCAUCCACCACUGAAGGUCAGAGUGAUGAGCGAGCUCUGCUUGACCAGCUCGACUGUCUCCUCAACAACACGGACAACCUCGGCUUAGAGGAGAUCGACAGAGCACUUGGGAUCCCCGACCUAGUUGGCCAGGGCCAGAGCGCCGAGCAACCAGCAACUCCUACAGAUUCUUUCCCAGGCCCAUCUCCAGAUUCGUCUAUGAGUAUGGAUCCUAAAGUCAUGUAUGGAACAGGCUAUCCUGGUCCACCUUCCAUGGGCAUGCAAGGAGGUUACGGGCCUGGGCCCGGACCUAAUACUGGCCCUGGCCCUGGCCCCGGCCCCGGCCCCGGCCCUGGACCUAGCGCCAUGCAGGGCCACCCGGCACAAGGAUUUCACCCAAUGAUGCAGCAGAUGGGUGGGAUGGUGGGCAUGAAUCCCCGUGCUGCCAUGAUGCGUCCACGAAUGAUGAAUGCUAAACAUCCACUCAGACUCCAUCUGCAGCAGAGGCUUCAGUUUUUGAACCAGCCCCGACAGAACAUGCUGAUCAAAUCGGAGAACGCACCGACUGGAGCGAGGCCCGGCAUGCAGCCUGGCAUGCAGCCUGGGAUGCAGCCCGGGAUGCAACCGGGCAUGCAACCGGGCAUGCAACUCUCUGUACAGCCCGGCAUGCAACUCUCCGUGCAACCCGGCAUGCAACCCGGCAUGCAACUCGCCGUGCAGCCCGGCGUGCAACCUGGCGGGCAACCCGGCGUGCAACCCGGUGUGCAAACUGGCAUGGGAGGACAGCCAAAUUUUAUAAAUGCUCAGAUGCUGGCUCAGCGAAAUCGAGAGAUAAUGACUCAGAGAAGGCAGAGGAUGAUGAUGCUGCAGCAUCAGCAGCAGCAGCAGGCUGCAGCUGGAGGAUUCAGCCCCCCUCCCAAUGUCACUGCUCCCACUGGCAUAGACAACUCCAUUGGUGGAACACCCAUGAAUCAGCCUGGCCAACAGCCAUUUAACUACGGAGGAAACUAUGCUAUGGGUCAGCAGGGUGACCCCUCAUUCAUGGCCACUGGAAACAGCCCGCCUAACAUGAUGGCCGGGCGUAUGGGGGGUCCCCAGAAUCCCAUGAUGCAACAGCACCCUCAGAGCGGGCCCAUAUACCAGUCAGCAGAUAUGAAGGGAUGGGGACCGGGUGGCAUGCCCAUGAAUAAUUCAUACCCUCAGCAGCAGCAGCAGUUCUCCCAGCAGGGGGCACCAGUGCAGUAUGGAGGCAUGAUGAUGAACGGAGCAAUGCAGGGAGGAGUGAACGGGCCAGGACAGAUGAUGCCGAUGCAAGGGCAGAUGGGAAUGAACUCCAUGGGCAUAGGUCGCAUGCCAUUGGGUCCUGAUCAGAAGUACUGAAGCAGAGCACCGUUUCUGCGAGAGAGAGAGAAAGAGAGAGCAGAGCAAAGUUAUUUCAUACACUGAGAAAACCCUGAGAAACAAAACACACAGUACUGCCCUGCUACUGCUGCGAAAGGACAGCCUGGACAUUAGACAGAGCACUUGUCCACAUCACUGUGUUCUAAUUCUCUCUGAAGCAUUUGUGUUUGCCCCAGAAUAGCGUUUGAGCACAAACACUCUGCCGAUCUGCAGCCAAACUCCUGCUCUUCUGCGAAGCUGUGUGAGUGUAAUGCCAUACUUCACCACCAGAGGGUGUGCUUUUCUCUCGCUGUGGAACUGCCCUGGUGCCGGGGUGAGGGAUGCACUUUAUCACAAGGCUAAUAAGGAAAAAAAAAAUAUCUGCAAUAUGCCCUGCUCAUUCUAGCCUUAUUUAAAGACUAUAUUUUCAGAAAAAAAAAAAAAAAACUUCUUGGUGACAUGUUUUAGCAGAAACCUUGCUUUCAGGACAGACUGCUACAGUUCCACACUAUAUGCAGCUACAAGCAAUAAUUUUCUUCUCUAUGCCAUAUCUGUUAAACUGGUGCACCAUUAAAAUAACAGAGCAAAAGGUACUGCAGUAUUAACUGGGCUUUUUGUUUUAUAUGUGAAUAAGGACAGACUUGUACAUGCUGUAUGCUCCAAAUGUAUCAUAUGUGCCCUUAUUAUAUACUGUACAUUUUUGCACAGAUUUGGCCCAUGUGAGGUUCAGCAUAUUAUAUUUUAGGUCAAUAUUGCUUGGGCGUUAAUUCUAUUUUAACUUUCUCAAAGGGAAAACAUUUUUUUAAAGAUUUUUAUCUUUUUCCGAUCUAGCCUUGUUUUCUUUACAGUAUUGCAGUGAUGACAGCCAUUAGUUUUUUCGAGGGCACUUUUUUUCUGUGGAAAUAAAAACAGAGAAAUCCUGUCUGAUCAAGCAGUUACGUUAAGAAGACGUCAUGGUUUAUGUUUUUUUGCUGUAUUUUGUGAGCAUUUUACAGACACGGUGGUGAAUUUGAGUGAGACGGUUAUUUCUCUCAGCCUUUCUCUGUGAGCUAGCUGUUACUAUCGUUUUAUUGUUUUAAGUGCUGGUUCUUCAUCGAUCUACCUUUAAUAAACUUGCACAAUCCAAAGAUAUAGAUAUUUCAUUGCUUCGCUGAAAUUUUUACCGUACCCGUUGUCUUUUUGUGUAAAUUAAACGGAGUGCAAGGUACAUAUCAUUUAAGGUUAUCGUUAUGAUUUUGUACUUCAUGCUGUUUCCCAACCAAUGUAAUUUUAAGGCCAGUUCAUGAAGAUUUUUUUUUUUUUUUUUUCUUUCCCAAGAAAUAGCAAACAGGCAACAUAUCAGCUUUUUUUCUCUAAGCUUCUUAAAGUCUUUGAGCAGGAAAUCAAUAUUUUUUUGUCUUUUAUUUUCAAGUACAAUACAUUGGAUCAUAAUGAAAUAUAUUUCGAAAUGAGAACAAUGUUUGGUUUAAGUUCUGGGAAAGGGUCUGAUUAAUUUAUGUGGUCAAGCAAGCGAAUAAGCUGAUGUUUUACCGGAUGUAAAUCGCAAUACAAUUUAUUCUUUUCCUCGAUGUUGAUAUUGUUGUAAAUAAAAUUUAUAUUUAAACAUGA
This is a messenger RNA of Silurus meridionalis, 6512 nucleotides long. RefSeq names its product nuclear receptor coactivator 3 (gene ncoa3). Gene Ontology annotation, biological process: positive regulation of transcription by RNA polymerase II; cellular response to hormone stimulus. Gene Ontology annotation, molecular function: nuclear receptor binding; protein dimerization activity. The coding region runs from base 294 to 4904 and encodes 1536 amino acids. The transcript is spliced from 24 exons. Gene Ontology annotation, cellular component: nucleus. The record is from RefSeq and is a predicted model, not a curated record. Lineage: Eukaryota; Metazoa; Chordata; Actinopteri; Siluriformes; Siluridae.